Messenger RNA from Moneuplotes crassus, 1954 nucleotides. Lineage: Eukaryota; Ciliophora; Spirotrichea; Euplotida; Euplotidae. The record is from the annotation of a GenBank genome assembly.
UGGAAAAUCCCAAUAUGAAAUUUCCACUUUGCAUGAGUGCAGCGUGCACCACUGAUUCUUUGUUUUAUCUAUCCCAGAAGAAGUUAUACCUAUGCUCUUUGCAUCGAGACUUGAAGUACUCUGAAGAGGAAGCUAUUAGACUAGUUCCACCGGAAUCAGCCAAGAUGCUAUUGAAGGUUAUUGACUACUGUAGGAAGGAGGUUGGGGUAUCCUUAGCGACUUACGGUAAUCUUGUCCCUGCCUCAGACUGCUCAAGCUUCAAUCUAAACCUCCAAGAGUCGCUCACUGAUAUAUCUUCACGCUUGAAAGACUGUAUCUGCAGGAAGCAGUACUUCAAGCUUGAGGGAUUGCUCAGAGAAGCUAAGCAACUAGAGGAUUUACUGAUGAAUGAUAAAGUCUUUUUGAAAUUCAGUGCUGCGAAGAAUUGGAAAGAGGCUUUUGAUGGUAUUGAAGGGGUAAGAGAGAAGACAAUUGAUGAGAUCAUCAAAGAUCUGGAUAAAAAGUAUGCAAAUAUAUUGAAGAUUACUGUGAAGAAGCUUCAAGAGCAAAGACAUGAUAUUCAGAAGAGAAAGGACGAAGAAAAAACCACUCUAAAAUCCCAACUCACAUCCAAAAACAAGACUAUCCGUGACCUAAAAUAACGACAUCCAAAAACUAAAGGAUACAAAUAGUAGAAACCUGAAGGAGAAAGAAAAGAAUCAUAAGAACAACAUGAAGAACCAGAAAUUGACAUUCUUGGGUCAACUAGAGGAAAAGGAUAAGAUUAGACAACAAGAUGUGGGGAGAUAUAAAGAAACUAUCGAGGCGUUAAAACAAGAAAUAAAACAACUAAAUCAAGGUGUAAGCGUACAAAAGAAAGGCAUAAGUAAAUCAAAGCAAUUUAGAGGGAAACCAAAGAAAAACUUUCCCUAUUCCAAAGAAGAAACCAAACAAGAAGUUAUAAAUACAUCAAAAUACAAGGCUGUUGUUCAGGAGUCUUCUGAAAGGACAUCUUUUUCAAUUAAUAAUUCUUCAAAGCCUUUGGGUAGUCCCGAAGAAAUUUUUAAGCAAGAAAGUGAACCUCAGAUUGAAACGUAUUCAAAACAAGAAUUGAGAGAGGUCUAUGGGAGCGAUUCCUAUUAUUAUUACGCAUUCAAAGAAAGCCUCAAAGGAAAAGAUAUGGAAAUAUUGUUAUAUCUUAAUUAUUUAAAUAAGGAGGAAUUAAGGUUUUUGGAAAAUUUAAAAAAGAAAAUACCUGAUUUAAAGUGACUAAAAAUUGCAAACUGAGAAUAUGAGGAUUUAAAGACUGUGAAUUCUUUCUUAAAGAGUUAUUUUCCAGAUAAAGUAGGCUCUUUUUAUUUUAACGAUGAAUCAAGCUUAAGUCCUAUUGAAGAAUGUAUGGAAGAAUUGAUUAAGAUAAGCAGCAAGGUUUCUGAAGACUUGUUUCUGUAUAAUUUUUCAAUGAGUCAAGAGCAACUAGAAACUCUUAUCAGUCUUAAUAAAAAUAAGAGAAAGCUUGGUUUCAUCAGAUGAAAGAUAAAAAUAUUCUCUGUUCCAGACUUUGGAGAUAGUUUAGAAGGAAGUACUCUGGAAUUGUUAGAUUUAACAGGAUGAGGACAUGAAAAUUUAAGUGAUUGGGAGGACAAUGACACUCAUUUCGAAAACCUUGUCAAAGGUCUAGCACAAUCCGAAGAUAUGAAGAAGAACCUUGAAAACAUUAGCGUAGAAAACUGUGAAUUACCUCAAGAAGAACCAAUUAAAAUCUUCAAAAAAUACAAAUUCGAAAAAGCCGUCAAAUUUAACACUCCAAAACCCACUCCAAAGCCCACUCCACCCCCAAAAAUCUCCCAAACCCCCAACCCCUACACCUCACCCACCUCCCAAAACACCCACUCCUCUUCCAACCCUGCCGACCCCAAAGACUGCACCAUAUUCUAACCCCACUGCCUAAUUCCUGCACUAAAAUUCCCCUUAA